AUGAAUAAUUAUUUUCAACCUUUCUCUGAAAUCAAAGGGUAUUAAAUACAAGCUUUAAUAGGAAUAGGAGGAUUUGGAUAGGUUUAUAAAGCCAUUUAGAAAGAUUUAAAAAAAGAAGUAGCCAUAAAAGUGAUAGAAAAAGAGAGAUAUUAGGAAAAUGAUGGACUUUUCGGGAAGCUAGUGGAGUCAGAAAUUAAGGCCUUGUAAUUAGUAAAGAGUGACCAUAUUAUUGAAUUCUAUGAAGCAUUUGAAGAUGCUAAAUAUCGUUUCAUAGUAUUAGAAUAUUGCGAUUCCGGAGACUUAGAUAAUCAAUUGAAGAAUCCUAAGUUUAAAAUAACUGAAUAAGAUGCAAUAGGAAUUUUUAAGCAAAUUUUGAAAGGUCUCAGAGAUUUACAUGCAAAACAUAUCAUACAUAGGGAUUUGAAAACAUAAAACAUAAUGGUUCAUAAUAAUUCUAUUUAUAAAAUAGGCGAUUUAGGGUUUUCAAAGAUCUUAGAUGCUGCAGAUCAAAAAUCCAAUUUACAAUUAGGUAGCUUAUAUACAAUGGCUCCUGAAAUAUUCAAUUAGAAACCUUAUGGAUUAGCUUCAGACAUGUUUUCCUUGGGAGUUAUCUUCUAUUUCAUUCUAUACAAUAGACUUCCAUUCAAAUAGAAGGAUUACUUACAAGAUGAUCAACCAAACUUUAAUUUUGAGAAAAACUAAAUUGAAGUGUCAAAUUCGACUUAAGAUCUCUUGAUCUAGAUGCUGUAAUUUGAUCCUUAAAAGAGAAUUACGUUUUAGAAUGUAAUAAAUCAUCCAGCUUUUGAAAAGCAAAAAUUUAGUAUGAUGAGCAGGAUACAAUUGCAAGCCAAUAGAAUUCCCUUUGAAGACUAUUAAGAGUUCUACGUUGAAAAAACAGCCGAAAUAGAACAACACUUCUUAAUUGAUUUUGGUUAUCAACAAAAUAUUCCCUAAGUAGAUAAAGCUAAGCAAUAACCCUAAAGAUAUAUCAAGAUUUCUGAAGUAGUGGACAUUUAAGAAUACAAAGCUAAUAAAUUAGGGGUAGAAGUAGACAAAAUCACCCAAAAGAUUAAUCAGAUGUACUACUUUUCAAACACUAUCCAGGAAAUGGUAUAAAUUUUUCAUUCACCCAAUUUAAUUGCUUUGUUGUGUUUAAAAUUAUCAUAAUUGUGUGAAGAAAUACUCAAAAUGAUUUUUGAAAAUAAAGAUGAAUAUCAAAAUCAGUAGCAAUAUAAGGAUGAAUUUGUAAAUCUUGAAUUAUAGGAGCGUGAAAUGUUAAUUUUAGAUGAUGGAAUAAAAUUUUAAUUGAGAGAUCUCAGAGAGUAACUAAUUAAUUUCGAUGAUGCAAAAUUUGCUCAAUCUUUAUCAGAUAAUUUACCCAAAUAGUAAUUUAAUGCUAUGUUCUUUCAAAUAUUGUAAAAGUUUCUUGAAUCUGAAAAUUAUUAAAUUACUAUUGCAUCAUCCCAUUUAGUUAACUGCUAUUUAUUUUGCAUCACUGAGAAUUCAUAAUUUUUAGACUUCAAUGAAAUGACCUUUAACCUCAACAAAUCUAACGAAAUACAUAAAGAUUCAGAAAAUCUUUUAAACAAAAUUUAAUUAUUUUCCGAAAAAAUUAAUAGUUAAGAAUAUUGAUAAAUAUGAAUUCUAAAAUAAUAAGUGAUAAUACUUAUAAAUAAGCAAAA
This is a messenger RNA of Paramecium tetraurelia, 1682 nucleotides long. RefSeq lists its product as uncharacterized. Gene Ontology annotation, biological process: autophagy; protein autophosphorylation; autophagosome organization. The transcript is spliced from 6 exons. Gene Ontology annotation, cellular component: autophagosome; cytoplasm. Gene Ontology annotation, molecular function: protein serine/threonine kinase activity; ATP binding. NCBI's taxonomy places the organism in Eukaryota, Ciliophora, Oligohymenophorea, Peniculida, Parameciidae. The record is from RefSeq and is a predicted model, not a curated record.